Angiostrongylus costaricensis is the source of this 3609-nucleotide messenger RNA. The record is from the annotation of a GenBank genome assembly. Lineage: Eukaryota; Metazoa; Nematoda; Chromadorea; Rhabditida; Metastrongylidae.
AUGAGUGCGUUCUGGUUUCAGAUCAAACCAAUUCAACAGUUUCGAGAUGUUCGAUUUUCAAAUCCAGAUGCAUUCACUGAAUAUGAAGGAAACUUGGUGCGAUACGGCGACGAGUUCGGUGACCGCUACAUCUCGGACAACCAGCGUCGGAACGGCCUCAACAUUCGUCUGCAUAAUUUCUUUCCAUUCUAUGGCGGACGUUACAACUAUACAAUGAUCUCCACCAACGGCUAUAUCAGCUUUGCAUCCUUCUCGGAUGACUCGUCCACGCUCCAGUUGGGUUUGGAUGUCGACUGGCCUACUCAGAGCGAUCCUGCCCUUAUCGCACCUUACCUCUGCAAACAGCGCAUUCAAAGUGGUCAAGGUGUCGACUCGAGAGUGUUUUAUCGAGUGGAAACUCGCAGAGGACCUGUACAACCUGAUUUAUUGUCCGGCCGUCCUCCGUGUCUUGGCAAACCAGCUCACUUCCGUUGUGACGACCAGUCCGAGCAAUUCCUCGAUGCUUUGGAGAGGGCACUGCAGCAGGGCGUUGCCGGUGGCUCCACUUUUCGUGCUGAAGCGGCUCUGGGUCUUCUGUCGUACACGAUGAUCAAUUACUAUAAACUCGGCUACGAUGCCGCAGAUAUCCAUGGAAAUUCACGCACAGGAAGAUUAGGCAAUAAAGCACGUCUGUGCAUAUUUUGGGCAAUUUUCAACGGCGGCAACCACACUGGAUCGGUGCAAGUUGAUCUGUUAGAAAUAACAAAGCAGCAACCAUCGUCACUCGCUUCUCGCUCCUCGGUGCCUCAUAUCGUCAGAGGAAGAUAUUUUCAUCGAGUUGACGACAUCGUCCGACCGGCUGGUUGCAGUAAUAAGACUGUCCCUCUUCUCAUCUAUCCGAACAUUGUGACGAUGUUAGGUCAGACAAAAGUCGACGUAAACGGAAUGUGUUUAAACCCAGCGGUCACCUACGUAUUGAUGAUCGAACAGCGUCAGAUGGCCAAAUGUGAGAUUCUGAAUCCAUCGAUUGCUCGAUGUACGUUGCCGAAAAUUUUGGAUUGGGGCACGAAGACCGUAUACUUCCAACCUCAAUCAGGCUUGUCCAACGACGAAAAAGCCUAUGUAGGAUUUAUUUAUUUUGUUCCACCAACACUGGACCCUAUGCGACUUGACAUCGGAGACAUCCAUUCAUGGUAUCCGCGAAAUUUUACCGUUCCACGCACAUUCGGUACUGGUGAAACUGUGAACUAUUUCGACGAUGCCAUCUACAGGGUCACUCUUGGCCUUUACGUUGUCGGCUAUAAAGAGGCACAAGACGACAAUUUGCGUAAAUUUGUACCUCACCAUCGAGUUCUUGCCAGGCUGGCUACUUAUCAAAAUAGAGUCGAUGAAACUCUCAGAUGGAAUCCAAUCAUUGAAAGUUACAAUUUGGACAGGGUUGACGAGUGGUACCUAAGUCCAUAUGAAAUGCGGCAUGAUUUGUUUAGCUAUAGAGAGUUCCACCGCCAAAUCAUCACACGAAAGUUUAGGUUUGGAUACCUCAAAUUGACACCAAUCGUACCAACGGAUGGCAUAAUGUCGUCUCCAAUUUCUCUGCAUUGGUUAUGGACGCUCCCGACAGACAGUGAAUUCACUGGCAGCAAACAAGACGUUCAUGAAAAAUUAACAUUUGUGAAAGAAAAGGCAAGUGAAAUGUGUCAUGAAUGGUUCAACGAAGACGGUGCGCUGUCGAAUUUCAUUCGCGAAACAGAAACGAAUGCUAGCUGCCCUUGCAAGGAGGAACAAGCGAAAAUGGACGUGGGACGCUUCAUGCCUCAUCCGAGAUGCAGCACAGUUAAGUGCAUCGGACUUGUCAGCUCCAGUUGUCUUUUCCGGGAUGUUUCAUGCACAGAAACGCUUGGUUCGAUGAACUGCUACAUGUCGGCGCAAAAUGUGCGUGGCACCACGUACCGACUGAACUAUUUUUCAAAUUUGGCUCAAAAAUUUAGCUCGUACACCACGCAUUACGGCCAGACUUGCUGCUACGAUGCUCAAGGGUUCUUAAUGCAGUCUACUUAUCAGCCUGUGGUUAAGAUCGACGAAAGCACACCGUACUCACCUGGUGUACCGAUGCGAGCGUUUGAACUCGGCAGCGCACCGUUUCAGGGAAUGUUUGAGGUGCCUGGUUUGUCGACAUUUCACCACGACAUCAUGCCUUACUAUCUCUGCUGCAAAUUUGCCGAUUUUCGCUGUCAACUAUUCUACUGGAGAAGACCGUCCAGUGCCUGUCAGGCUUACGAGCCGCCUGUCAGCGGAUCGAUCUUGGGUGCUGGUCUAGUAUCAACGCUGAACAACAGGAAUUUCGUUUUCAACGAGCCAGGAAUCUUCAAACUACUACAUGCUCAUAAAACCAGUUCCACGCCGGAAGUGCAAAUCCAGGUGCGCAUGGAGCGCUUCCCAGAUAGAAGUGUUGAUUUCGGCUCACUCGAGAUUUCUCAACGUGACCUGGUGCAACCGACGAACGCAACGGUAGUGACAGGCGUUGUUUUGUCAUCCGAUGCCACCGACAGAGUGCAUGUCGUGUUACGCAAGGAUACAUUCCGUCAGCGCUACAAGACUUCGAUCAUUGUGGGAAACGUUAUACGGUAUUUUGACAGCAUGCACAUCCAACGGUUCAGGGGAGUAACGGUGUACGUGAACAACGUUGAAAAAGGCCAGUCGGAGAUUUAUGUCGUCUUAGACGAGGCUCAAAUUGGUGUCCGCAUUCGGGAAUCUUAUGCUAUUGACAUCGACAGGAAAUUCAACUACAUGGAAAGUCUAGGACUACUUGACUUACAGAUCUCAAUACCACCGCAGUACAAAGUAUUUAGUAUUGGUGCACUACCUCGUGCUGCGGACACUCCACGAGUUGAAGGACUUAUAAAUCCAUUUCCGAAUGAGCCAUUCCAACAGCAAUCUGCACUGAGAUGGAGUAGCGUCAACGAUCCAAGCAUUCGUGCAGAACUUAUGAAAUAUAAAACUUUUGGACGAAUUUUUGAAGUGGGCAUGACAACACAGUUUUGUUCACGAAACCAGUCAUUCUAUGAAAAAAGAAAAGCUUCAAAUAAUAAUUUUCUUCUAGAUAAAAUCAAAGGCGAAAUGGAGCUGAUGAAUGUGAAUCUGCAAGCUGAUGAUGUCUCCGAUCUGUUCGCUUCUAGAAGUGAUCGCGAGAAUUUGUUUCAGCGGAAUAUGUGCUUAGGAGACCCUGAUUACGAAUAUCCGGAAGAACGGCAGCAAUACCUUCGAUGUCCUGCUGAUCUUGGGUCACUCGAAUCGGACUGUGCAAACGAUGUGGCGUGUCUGUACGACGCUGUUAUGUUGCAGCAAAACACCAGUAUAUUUUGGAUUGUUUUUUUGCUUUUGGAAAGAAUUGUUGAAUACAAAACAUUAUUCCAUGUUCCUCAGAAAGAGGUCAAAAAUAACUCAUGCGGUGCUAUGAACAUUGAAUAUCCAGAGUAUCUCAUUAAAGGGCCAUCAAGUGGAGAGCCGGCAUAUCUGGAGGGCGACAAGCUCUCGUUCAGCUGUUUUCAGACACACGUAAUGAAGGGCGACGCCGAGUUCCAGUGUAUGUGCCACUGUGCUUUCUUGUCUCCACAUCGCAAUCGCAAUUGA